Molecule: messenger RNA, 4366 nt
Organism: Notolabrus celidotus (New Zealand spotty)
Lineage: Eukaryota; Metazoa; Chordata; Actinopteri; Labriformes; Labridae
Product: semaphorin-7A
Exons: 14
Coding region: 16-1974 (652 amino acids)
Biological process (GO): integrin-mediated signaling pathway; negative chemotaxis; semaphorin-plexin signaling pathway
Molecular function (GO): integrin binding; chemorepellent activity; semaphorin receptor binding
Source: RefSeq, a predicted model, not a curated record
ACGCCGCCUCUUAAAAUGCUGAUAGGGACGCAGCUCAGCAGACUGCCACAAUCAGACGGAGCCAUGUAUCUACCGUUAUUAACGAUGGUUUUAUUAUUCCCAUGCCUCUUUAGUUUUGCUGAGGCGAACUCGCAUCUACCGAGGAUGAUAUUAUCUGAGAAAGAUAUUGCAAUGAAGAGGAAAGAUUUGCCUGGAGAUCAUGCACAUCUGCAGGUUCUUCUGGUAGGAGAGCCAGACACUCUCACAGCCGUCGGUCGAAACCAUCUGACUUCAUUCGACUUUAAAAAUCCUCAGCAGACUCCCCUGCAAAGAAAGGUGUUGUGGAAAGCGUGCACUGACUAUGCGUCAGACACAGAUUGCAACUUUAACAUCAGUGUGGUGCACAAGGAGGAAAAGGCUAACAAAGUCUUCAUGUGUGGAACCAACAGCGGGGGAACAUUGUGCUGUGAUGUGAAUUUAACGGAGAGUUCUCCCGCUUGCAUUGCCUCUGAAAAAACUGUAAGCAUAAAUACAAGCAUCAGGAAAUUUAUCAUAAAGGAAGGUGAAGCGUCUGUCCUCGUGGAAUCAAAUAAACAGUCAGACCUUUACAUGACAUACUCUGGAUCUCAGGAGAAUGUUGGCAUCCACAAAUUUGGGCCCAACCGAGUCGGACCAGCAAACCAUAAUAGAGAGCAGCACUAUGUGGGUUUAUUGAUCAGCAGACAGAGAGACAAUUCAGUUCAGGAUAGAGUGUUUGCAUUUUAUAAAGAUAAAAACAGAGACACAAGCCUCGACAGUCAAAUGUGGAUCCCUUUCGUCACCCAGGUUUGCAUGUCUGACAAUGGUGGUCCCAAGAAACACAUGCAGUUCAGCUGGACGUCCCAAAUGAAUGCCAAGCUCUUCUGUGGAAAUCCAGACAGCAAACAGUACUUCUCUGAGCUGGUGCAUGUGGCCGCUGUGCAGGCAGACCACUGGGAGGAUACCAGGGUUUAUGCACUCUUCAGAAACGAAUGGGGGAUGAGUGCUGUUUGUGUCUACACGAUAAAGGACAUUCACAAAGUCUUCAUGAACUCUCCUUUUAAAGGCGGCAGCACUGUCAGCCCAGCAAACAGAUACAGAGAGUGUGUUCCUGACAGCACAAAAAUUAAUUUGGAUGUCUUGAAGAUGAUCGAGGAGAAUUCCGAGAUGGAGGACUGGGUCCGGCCUGCAAAUAACUCUGGUCCAAUUCUCUUUAAUCGACACAGAUACACUCACAUCUACGUUGACAGUUCCCUAAACAGGAACACCGAUCACCACCCAGUCCUGUUUCUGCCUCUGCAUAAUGGAGCAAUUCAUAAAGUGAUGCAAAACCUCAGCCAGACUUCAGUCAUUGCAGAGUACCGACCUUUUAACCACAGCACCCACAUUGUCAACGUCAUCCCCGACCCUGCAUCUAGGAAGCUGUACGCAAACUCCAGGGGUGAACUGGUCCAAGUGGACAUGUCAAACUGUACUCAGUAUGGAGACAGCUAUGAGGAUUGUAUCUUGGCCAGUGAUCCGUACUGUAGCUGUAAGACGCCCCACUGCAACCCUGAGUACCUUCGCACUCAGCAGAAAGUAGCAGAAGGGAAUCGUGCCAUCCGGUCAAAGGUUCACUGUCCUGGACAAGGUGAGUCAGGUGCAGUCAAGGGAGACAACAUCAUCAGACUUGCCUCCAAGUCCAGUCACUUCCUGCGGUGCCCGGUGUCGUCACUUCAUGCAGAGUACACCUGGAUUCACCCUGACGGCAGGACCCCCUGCAGCCUGAGCGAUCAGCAGUGUCUGUUUCUGAUCGACAGGAUGGGUCCAGAGAAGGUGGGGACUUACAAAUGUGAGUCAGUGGAGAAGUGGAACAGAAAGGUGGUGGCACAGUAUGAACUGAAGAACAGGGCGGCAAGCCUUUCCUCAGUACAUCUCUGGGUUUGUCUUGUGACUGUUUUGUUAGCACUGAACAAACAGCUUGAUAUAAUACCGUGAUGGUUAGAGAUAAUAAUGACAUACUGACCCACUUCAGGUUUACUGUUUCCCGUAAUUUGCAAAUGUCUUCACACAUUUUAGAGUACUGUGGUCAUUUGAUGACAUUUCAGUUCAGAAGACAUGUUUUAAUGAUUCUAAAAAUCAAAAGUGCUUUAAUUUAUACUCCAAAGCUUUCAAAUUCAUACACUGAAAAAAGUGUUGCGUUAAAUCUACAAAAUUUUUAAAUAAUUUGACAUUGUAAAAUUUAGUAGAUUCAACACAACAUUUUUUUCAGUGUAUGAAUUAGAAAGACUGUAAGGUAGAAAUGUGUGUAAAAUAUUUCUUGUUAAACUCGCCUUAACCCUUAAAUGGACUGCAGCAUGUACUUCUAACAUUGCAAUAUUUUAUUAGCUUAACUUUUUUAUCGUCAUACUUUUUUAUAAAUCCCUUUAUAUGCCAGCUCAAUGCAAAGCUAGCCAACGAUGGGUGCCCCAACCAAUGUGCCCUUCAUAGAUUAGAGAGCACAAGAUGGUUUACUUAAAAAUGCUAAACAUAAAAAUGUAAAUUUAAUUUAGUCACUGAGUCAAAUCAAUCAAGACAUGUCUUCUUCUCCCCUCCUCACUUGUAGAGAAACAUGGUUGAAGUUGUCUGUAGUGGAGUCAUUUUUGAAAACUCAGUCACCCACUAAACUUUCAACCUUUUGUUGUAUCAUUGAAGUUCUUUUGACAUAUCUGCACACUUUCCUGUAAUGUGAAACUGUCUUCACAGAGGUGACAGGCGUUUCUGGCUGUUAUUUCCUAUCUUGCAUACUACCUCAGAACUGCAUAAGGGGCUUUUAGUUACAACAGAGUGUUUCUGAGAAUGGAGACUUAACUUUUGGUCGGGUUAAAAGUAACAUGUUCAUGCUGUGAAAUACUGCAGCUGAGUAGAGUUGUGAAAAAAGAAAGCUGUUCUUUGCUUUCCCUUGCGCCUAUCUAUAGAGUGAAGUGUGAAUCUGUGACCCUUGAGGUGCUUUCUUGGGGUGCUUAAAAUUACAGCAAGUGUAGGCCAGUGUGUCAUAUUGCCAAAUGUUUCACUUUGCUGUCAUGCACACUAAACUCAGAGUUGCUGCACAUUACAUUUUGCACAGAAUGUUAAGUUAAUAUGAUGACUGUUAUCUUCAGAGUCCGUUCAUGAAGAUCAAACCUAUUAUAAAGAUGUCAUAUCUUACUUUGAGUGUCAUAAGACACAGGUUUGAUGACCAGUUUAUCUUGAUGCUUGGUUAUUGCAGGUUUCAAAGAAAAUGAAUGUCUUCUUAUUGCUCUUUGUGAAAAUGAAUGUAGCAACACACUGAGAAAAAAUAAGUGUUACACUGAAAACCACAAUAUAAAAAUCUUAAAAUAUACCUAAAAAGGAUAUUUUUUUAAAGGCCAGUACAAACAGAUGACAAACUGUAAAGACUUUUCCAUCUUUCAUCUGUCGAUAGGCUUUUAUCACCCUAAAAACCUAGUCACAGUCUGAGAUCCUCUGGCAGUCCUCUGCUAGCUGUUCCAUGGACCCGACUGAAAACCAAAGGGGACAGGUUGUUUUCAGUCAGAGCUCCUACACUCUGGAACAGCCUGCCAGAGGAGAUCAGACUUGCAGAGUCAGUCCCUUGUUUUAUGUCAUUACUCAAGACACAUUUUUACAGGAAAGCUUUUAUUGUUUGAUUUUAUUUAAUUUUAGCUCUGAUUUUAUGGGUUUUACAAGUUUGUAGGGUUUUUAAGCUUUUAUUUCAUUUUAUUUUUUAAUCACUUCAUUUUGCUUUGCACUUCUUGUUUUUAUUGUUCACUGUGAAGCACUUUACUUGUAUUGAAAAGUGCUAUAUAAAUAAAGUAUUCUUCUUCUUCUUCUUCUUCUUGCUGCCAUUUAUGUUGCCUGUUGGGUCAUAUUUCAUGAAAGAAGCUGUGAGUUAGUGUCUUUUGAAUCCAAGGGCUACAGUUCUAAUGUUGCUAAUCAGGACUGAUACCCUGUCUCUGCAGUGAUGAGCGCAACUGCACAAACUUUACAUCCACAGUUGUUUGAGUAGGUACUGUUGAUUAAAACAAUCUAUCUAUCUAUCUAUCUAUCUAUCUAUCUAUCUAUCUAUCUAUCUAUCUAUCUAUCUAUCUAUCUAUCUAUCUAUCUAUCUAUCCAUCCAUCUAUGGUGUUGUAUGAGGUACUUGUAAAUAAUAAGUGUAUAACCCAUAGAGAAUCCUGGUCACCUUCACCCCUUUGUUGAGAAAGCAGCCAGAGAACCAGAACGAAGCUGGACAACUAGCUGCUGCAAACAGGGUCAGCUACUUCAUUAUUUACCUCGUACAGCUCCACAUCAAAAGAAAAUAGUUAUCCCUUUAAAUGCAUUGAUAUAUUUUGAUGUUUCUGUAAGGUAUUUUAAAGUCAUAUUUGAUUUGAA